Messenger RNA from Spinacia oleracea (spinach), 1252 nucleotides. RefSeq lists its product as uncharacterized. Gene Ontology annotation, molecular function: nucleic acid binding; zinc ion binding. The coding region runs from base 652 to 1074 and encodes 140 amino acids. Lineage: Eukaryota; Viridiplantae; Streptophyta; Magnoliopsida; Caryophyllales; Amaranthaceae. The transcript has 6 exons. The record is from RefSeq and is a predicted model, not a curated record.
CUCCCCUAAAAAAAUAAAAUAGAAAACUAUUUCUUUUAUCAUUCUCUCCAUGAAAAAUAUAAACCGACUUUCCUUUCACCGCCUCGCCCAACCAAACUUCGAACUGCCGUCGUAACCAACUCCAACCACUGUAUUAUUCAAGAUCGUGUCUUCUCGCCUAAAAUUACCAAGCACCAUCAAUGAAUUCUAGCACUGAUACUACGAUAGUAAGAUGCUUGCAUUUGCGGUAAGGAAAGAUUGUUAUAUAUAUGUCGAUCUUCUACGCCGCUGCUACGAGAAACCGGAUUCCAGAGUCUCGAGACAUGGCAGACGAGGCGAAAGAUCCAUUGGGAAAAAUAUACUGGAAGUGAAUGAGUAGUGCCACUGAUACGGUGGAAAAUAGAGAACCAGCUGUGAAAAAGCGUCUUCAUAACAAAUUCAGGCAAAUCCCAGAAUAUUACUUCCUUCCUUGGAAAUCUUUACCAGCUGCAAUUGGAUUUUACGGCUCCUUCAUUAUUGCUGGAGUUGGAACUGGCAUGCUUUUGGAAGUUUGGAUCAACAAGAAAGUUAAGAAAAGGGUAAGAUGGGUGACUCAAAAACUACUGAAGCGAUUUUGAAAGAAGUUGUGAAUUUGCAUACGUGGGAUUCAAUUGGUGCUUGUGGACUAAGUAGAUGAGCAACAAGUGGGGCUCUAAUAUCUUCGAAGCUUGCAUACGAACGGGAGAACACGCUACAAAGGAAUUUUCUGAAUUUUUUUUCUACAUGCAAGGAGGGGAGGCUACCCUGCAAGAGUUGCAUGGUUCGCUGAUUCAGGCUGAGAGAAACUUACCAAGUAAACCUAAACAUAAGGAUGUUCUAAUGGUUAGUAAAGGUAAGCAAUUCAAGAAGAAGGGGGCUCCCAUGAAGAAGAACAAGGGCAAGGUGGUUGCCAAUGAGAACUCUUCAACCAAGCCAAAGGCCAAUCCUAAGGCUAAGGUAGCUGCUCAACAUGAGUGCUACCACUGCCACAAGAUUGGUCAUUGGAAGAGGAACUGCCACAAGUAUCUGGAGGAUAAGAAGACUGGUGCUUCAACUUCAGGGACUAAAAAGAAGUAGGAGCUUGAGCAAAGGAGCAAGAGUUGUUGCUUUAGCUGUAGGAGAUUAUAGUUUACCUUCUGGUUUAAGAUUAGAACUUUAUAAUUGUUAUUACGUUCCAGUUAUUACCAAGAACAUAAUUUCUAUUCCAAUUUUGGAUUCGGAAGGUUUUUCAUUUCAAAUUAUGAAUAAUUGUUGU